Molecule: messenger RNA, 2598 nt
Organism: Aspergillus pseudonomiae
Lineage: Eukaryota; Fungi; Ascomycota; Eurotiomycetes; Eurotiales; Aspergillaceae
Product: major facilitator superfamily domain-containing protein
Exons: 9
Coding region: 1-2598 (865 amino acids)
Biological process (GO): transmembrane transport
Cellular component (GO): membrane
Molecular function (GO): myo-inositol:proton symporter activity; RNA binding
Source: RefSeq, a predicted model, not a curated record
AUGUUUGGGAAGGAGGAUAUAGGGCCCUUUGCGGACCCUCCACAGAAAGACGGUACCGAGCAUGUGGAAAGAAACGAGAAUGCAAUGCCACGGCGCAUCUUAGCGACAGCUGCAGAACGUGCAAGGCGCAAUAUCAACGCGAAACUGGCCAAUCCAUUGGCUGGGUAUUCCUACGAGGAACUGCGCAGACAAGGCAUCAACUUCGCUGUCAAACAUCAUAUAGGGGAUGAAGAAGAUAUCCGAGCUUUUGGAAUAGGCGCUAUCCUGGCCCAAGUACCGGAGAAAUUCACUCAUGUUCCCGACCUGAGGCCCGAUGAAAUAGAAGUUCUACAGAAGGAGUUCUCCAAUCGUUGGUCCCAGCCUUGGACAAUGUACCUAGUCAUCGCCCUCUGCUCCCUGGCUGCAGCAGUACAAGGAAUGGAUGAGACUGUUGUCAAUGGAGCCCAAAUCUUUUAUAAACACCAAUUCGGAAUUGGGAACGAUGAUUCUAGGUCUAACUGGCUAGUCGGAUUGGUCAAUUCUGCUCCUUAUUUGUGCUGUGCUGUCAUCGGCUGUUGGCUGACAGUGCCAUUCAAUGCUUGGUUUGGCCGUCGGGGGACUAUCUUCAUCACUUGCUGUUUCUCCGCGCUUGCCUGCCUUUGGCAAGGGUUUGUGAACACCUGGUGGCAUAUGUUCAUUGCCAGAUUUGUGUUAGGCUUUGGCAUCGGCCCCAAAUCUGCAACAGUCCCAAUAUAUGCCGCUGAAACAGCGCCUCCUGUCAUUCGCGUGCGAGACCCAGUAGGGAUCACAGGCCUAAACUGGCGUCUCAUGGUGGGCUCUGCCAUGCUUCCAGCUAUCCUGGUUUGUUGUUUUGUUUUUACCUGUCCAGAAUCACCUCGUUGGUAUAUGGCGCGGAAGUGCCACGAUAAAGCAUAUCGAUCAAUGUGUAGCCUGCGAUUUCACAAGAUCCAAGCUGCCCGUGACCUCUUCUACAUGCACACAUUGCUGGAGGCCGAAAAUGGGAUGAAACUCGGUCAGAAUAAAGUACUCGAGAUGAUCACCGUUCCUCGCAACCGGCGUGCCCUGGUAGCGUCUGAGUUGGUCAUGUUUCUGCAGCAGAUCUUCUUAGAAGCAACAAAUCAGCGGAACGCCUUGACAGCAUCCUUAGGUUGGGGUCUGAUUAACUGGCUCUUUGCCAUUCCAGCAGUGUACACUAUUGAUACUUUUGGCCGUCGUAACUUGCUACUUACCACAUUCCCUCUGAUGGCACUUUCCAUGUUCUUCACCGGUUUCAGUUUCUGGAUUCCACAAGAAACUCAUAGCUCGGCGCGACUAGCAUGUAUCGCUUUGGGUUUAUAUUUCUUUGGCAUUGUUUAUUCCGUGGGAGAGGGCCCUGUGCCAUUCACCUAUUCAGCCGAAGCCUACCCGCUCUACAUACGUUCGUAUGGCAUGGCCCUCGCCACUGCGACGACCUGGUUGUUCAAUUUCACGCUUGCUGUUACAUGGCCAUCUCUUCGCAGCGCGUUCACUCCGCAAGGUGCAUUCAGUUGGUACGCAGGCUGGAAUAUUGUGGGUUGGUGGCUGAUACUCUUGUUGAUGCCUGAGACAAAAGGAAAGACUCUGGAAGAGUUAGAUCAGGUUUUCUCCGUUUCCACAACUUUUCAUGCUGCGUAUGGACUUCGACAAAUCCCUUAUUUCUUCCAAAGUCCUGUUCCGCAGCAACAAACUCCCGUCAAGUCUUUCCAGAAUGGAGUCAGAACGACAGGCCGUGCCUUCCAUUCCCCCAACUGGCGUGUGAAGGGUGAGGAGAGCCCCAGUGCGCAGAGCGCGGGGUCUCCUGGUCCGAAGACCAAUACCUCGAGAGUUGCAUUUAGCAGACCCAGCCCUCAUGUCCCUCAGGCUAUCUCCGAAGGACGCCGUCUCUAUGUGGGCAACAUGCCCUACACUGCCAAGUCGGAGGAUGUGCAAGCGCUGUUCACCGCGGCCGAGUUUCCAAUCGAGCGGAUCGACAUUGCCAUUGACCCAUUCACUGGUCGCAACCCUUCAUACUGCUUCGUCGACCUUGAAUCGAAGGAAUUGGCAGAGAAGGCCAUGAACGAAUUGGAUGGUCGCGACAUGCUUGGCCGUCCAGUUAAGAUUAAGCCGGGCGUGGUCAAGUCUUCUAGCGAGCGCUCCCAGCAACAGCAACAGCAGCGGACAGACGGAUCUCCUCGUUCUGAUAGUAAGACCUCGCUUUUCACUAUGGACCGGUGGCGCCGCAGCGAUGCCCCUACCUUUGCCAGGACCAACAGUGAUUCCAGCCGCCGGCUCUAUGUUGGUGGCCUUCCCCGCUUGACCGAUCAAGAAGACAUUUCCAGCAAUAUCACGAAUUUCUUCAAGGACUACAAGCUUGAGAAUGUUAGCAAGCUGUUCACUCCCCACCCCGCGAAGCGCUUCGAGCCCGGUGACCACUACUACUUGUUCGUCGACUUCGGCAGUGUUGAAGAGGCACAAUCGGCCAUGAAUGCCUUGAAUGGGCAGGAGGGUCCUUGGGGAAACCCUAUCCGAGUGCAGAGGGCUCGCGGAGAGACCAACUCUGAAGACCGGAAGAACAAGUGUCAUUCAUGCUUUGUUGGCUAG